This is a messenger RNA of Brugia malayi, 3387 nucleotides long. RefSeq lists its product as uncharacterized. NCBI's taxonomy places the organism in Eukaryota, Metazoa, Nematoda, Chromadorea, Rhabditida, Onchocercidae. The record is from RefSeq and is a predicted model, not a curated record. The coding region runs from base 1 to 3387 and encodes 1128 amino acids. The transcript is spliced from 27 exons.
AUGAGCCCUGAGAAGGGGAACACUCGAUGUCAAGCUGAACCUCGUAGAACGGAGACUCGGAGUACGGCUGCAGCAGAGCUGAAAAGUAGUCCAAGUGGUUGUAGAACGUACGCUUCAACUUCACCCUAUAAAACCAGGCAACAGAGCAAUGGAAUAACGACAGAGAAGACUCGCUAUACACCCGAUUUUGCACCAGUACGCUCGCGGCGGGGCUCAGCAGCACUUAUCAUACCUCCUCUUCCAGCAGUACCAUCCACUGCCGCAGCAAGAAAAAAAGGACGUCGCGGUAGAGAUGACGAUAGUGAUAGUGAUACUGCAAGUAGUAACUCAGGACCUGUGAAUGCCAAACGAACUCGCUUGUGUCAUAGCAAGAAUGAUAUUAAAAGCGUGGAAAUAGUUGUUGGUAAUGUUGCAUCGGAAAUUAAAGAAAUUACGCAACAGAAUAAUGUGGCUAAGCAGGACACUUCACAUGAUGCGCUGACAGAACGACAACCUCAGAAGAAAACAGAUUCCGAUUUGGAGCAGCACUUCAAAAAGGCUAUUCGACUUUAUCGAUACAUGUCACUGCCGGAUACGCAAGUUGGUAGCGCUAGACCAGUAUAUAGGCCUUUCUUAAAAAGAAAUUUGAUAUACAUGAGACGAUCUGCUCAGUCGAUAGCAGUAGGAGAUGAUUGCAUGCCUCCCCUUUGUCCACCAGCUGCUAUUGGAAAAACUGGAAUGAAGGCGAAGUUACGCAAACACGAAAAUCUCAUGAAUAUACUUCAUGCAAUCAGGCGGAGGAAUGAAAUAUUAAAAAAGAAUCCAAAAACAAAAUCAUCAGGUUCAGCAGCUGUCUCAUAUUUGGUGCGUGUCUUAAAGCAGGAUGAAGAUAGCAGAAAAGGGAGUGGUAAGGAUGCUUUGUCAAAGGAAACAAGAAGACAUGUUAAUUGCUCACAUGCUACCUCAAUGAUCAAAUUUAUUGAUGUUCGAAACAAAGAAUUACCAGGUAAUCGACAUGCCGUUAUUACGGUGUACCUUUCAAGUGAAGUCGAUGGUGUCUUUAGCGAGAUCAUGCGACUUCCUUCUGCUACAGUACAAAUGCAGAUAAAUACUCGUGGUGAACCUGUUGCAAUAGAUUUACCAUUAUCUAUUGGUUGCCCGUUGCAUUGCAGUGGAAGACAAAGGAAUGAUUAUGUGAUCAUUCGUGUUACGUUUUCGGGAGAAGAAUUCGCUCAUAUUUUAGGAGGAAAAUCAUUAAGAAGUGUUCCAUCAAGACUGAUAGACAAAGAUUCGAAAACAGUCGUCCAUGUUACCCGACGUAUAAGCUGCCUUUCUUCGCCUGAUAAAUUAAAGAAUAGUGAAGGUUCAAUAACGAUGUAUGGUGCACGUUGCAUAUCUUCUGUUGCAAAAGGCGAAACGUCUGACGGUUUAAUAUACGGCCAUGGUAGCAUUACCCUGAUCCCGGAUUCUUUUCUUAGUUUAGAUGACAGGUGGCGUUCGGAGAAAAAUUUGACGAAGAAACUUAUCGAUUUAGGGAAGAAAAUGCAUAUGAGCCCAUUCGUACGCAUGUCGAUUGUGCCAGAUAAUAGUGGGGAAUCGAGUUCAUCAGAAGACGAUGAUGAAACAAGAAGUUGUUCAAGUUUCGCCACAUCUGUUUCAACAGGCUGUAUAGACCGUUGUCAUCAAAACAGUGAGAUGUCAGCAAAGGAAUCCAUACAUAGCUUUGCAUCAGCAGAAACCGGACUUCAAAGAGAUGACAGUGGUUUUGAAGAGUAUAUGAAAUCACGGUUCAAGCGAGAAAUGUCGCUAAAAUUUCCUAAGCAAAUAUGCUAUCGCUUUAUUACGAGAUACAAUGACGAACCGAAUACUAGUUUUCCGGAAAGCAAGCAUCUACUUUGUUCCGAAACUUCAUCAGAUUUGGUAAAAAGUGAGCUGCUGAAUUCAAAUGCUAACGUUGAAACUGCUGUAAAUGGUGGUAGAAGACAUUGUUCUCCGUUGAAAGAAGUUUCUCCAGGAAAGGUUUUGAAUGGACGAUUAUUUUCCAAACCUCUGACUUCACCUAAAUCUUCACCAAAGUCAUUUCCAUCAUCGCCUACUAAAUAUCGUUUGGAUGUUCCACGUCGAGAUAAACCCUUGGCUGCUAUGGUUGAUAGUUUAGCAUCCAAAUUUGAGAAAUGUUCUAAAAUUGUGCCGCCCAAAUCUGUUGCUCCCGACGAUAAAGUUACAGUUCCCGAACUGCAUUAUGAAGGAUAUCCCGAACCGGAUGGUAAUGGAAUCGUUACACGCUUUGUUUCUCCGGCCAACAAAUGUUUUUUCUGCCUUGGAACAUUUCCUGAUAUGUUUGCUUUGCUACUUCACAUGAGAACAAGUUACCCACGACUUGACAUAGUAUACAGAGGUGAUGCACGGCAGACAGCUGUUAUAAAUAACGGUGCACCGGUUUUCAUUGAUGUGUUCGUUCGCAAACAUUUCGACGGCUCGUAUGAAGGUUCAUUGGUUCGGCAGUACACAACUUCUCGUAAUAGAGUUAUACCACAACAUUGUAUUCCCAGUGAUCGCCUCACUUACAUUGUUCACAAAGUUGAAGCAAGAGCUAUUCGUAAAAUGCCAAAGGAUCUUAGCAUUUUUUUCAUGCAAGCUGAUCGAGAAAGACGUGCUACAAAGGGAAAUAAUGCGGCAUAUUUCGGUUUCCGCAGCAGGCAUCCUUUAAUGAAAUGCACGCAAAUAUCAACGAAGCAGACGGAUCAAGAAUGGUUACGAGAAUUCAUUAUCAGACAGAUUGAAGAUUUUCUCGAUUUGUCACGUGUUGAGAAGGAUUUUAUGUCGUUGUGGAGUAUUUUUCUUCUCAAUCUUAAUCACAAGCCACUUGGUCGUUGUCACACAUAUCGCACUUGCCGACUUUUCCUGCAAAAGCAUCGGCAAGAUAUCUUGCAAAAUAAUUUUCAAAACGCUUGGGUAUUUCAUCUCACUGCUUUACAUGAAAAAGAGGCGUUGGAUACAGACGAGGUGUAUGACUUGACGAUGCGUUUAAAAGAUAAUUAUGACCCCAGUACGGACGUUCGUCAUGUGGUCUAUGCUACACGUGCACGAUUAGAAGCAGCAGCUUCUAGUGCAAAACGAGAACCUCCAGCUUGGCAGAAAGAACCAGUACAUGGGCCCAAAAUUUCAAUACUAAGGAGUUCAUCCGUUGCGCGUCUGUCAUCUCUAGAGCCGAAUUCCGAUAACGAAGAUAUGUUCAAAAAAUUCAUGAACGAUUCUGGUCGCAAAGAGAGGCGAAGUAGUAGCUGUUCAGUAGAUGAGCCCAGCCGACAUUCAACAAGUCGUCGUCAACGUGAACCUGAUUGUUCGAAGUAUCUGACAACACCUCGUGCUACGCAACCACCGAAGUGGUUAUCCUUUGCCGAAUAA